AUGCGAUCUUUCGCCCCUCUAGUCUUGAGUCUCCUCGGGGCUACUGCGGCUGUCUCUGCCGCCGAGUCUGCCGAAGACUCUAAUGUUGUCACCCUGACCCAGGAUACCUUCAAUGACUUUAUUAAAUCCCAUGACUUGGUCCUCGCCGAGUUCUUCGCACCUUGGUGUGGUCAUUGCAAGGCCCUCGGCCCCAAGUAUGAGGAAGCUGCGACCGAGCUGAAGGCCAAGGAUAUUCCCCUGGUCAAGGUGGAUUGUACCUUGGAAGAGGAGCUGUGCCGCACCUACGAGGUCGAUGGGUACCCGACCCUGAAGGUCUUCCGUGGCCCUGACUCGCACAAGCCGUACGGAGGUGCCCGCCAAACCGAUUCGAUCGUCUCAUACAUGACCAAGCAGUCCAUGCCGGCCGUGUCGACGGUGACUGAAGAAAACCUGGAAGAGUUCAAGACCCUGGACAAGAUCGUGAUCAUCGGUUACGUGGCCUCUGACGACAAGGCCUCUAACAAGAGCUUCACCGCGUUCGCUGAAUCCCAGAGAGACAACUACCUCUUCGCCGCCUCUAACGAUGCCGCUCUCGCCAAGGCCGAGGGUGUCAAGCAGCCCUCCAUUGUUCUCUACAAGGACUUCGACGAAAAGAAGGCCGUGUACGAUGGCAAGCUGGAGGACGAGGACAUCCUCAAGUUCGUGAAGAGUGCCAGUACCCCGCUUGUGGGCGAGCUGGGUCCUGAGACCUACUCUCAGUACAUGGCGGCCGGCCUUCCCCUGGCUUACAUCUUCGCCGAGACUGCGGAGGAGCGCGAGUCUUUCGCUGCUGAGUUCCGCCCGAUUGCUGAGAAGCACCGCGGAGACAUUAACAUAGUCACCCUCGAUGCCAAGCUGUUUGGUGCCCACGCCAGUAACCUUAACCUGGAGCCUGAGAAGUUCCCGGCCUUCGCCAUCCAGGAGACCACGAAAAAUGCCAAGUACCCCUACGACCAGACCAAGAAGCUUGAUGCCAAGGAAGUCGGCAAGUUCAUCAAGGAUGUAGUUGAUGGCAAGGUUGAGCCUAGCAUCAAGUCGGAGCCAGUUCCCGAGACCCAGGAGGGCCCCGUCACUGUUGUCGUUGGCCGCAGCUACCAGGAGCUCGUCAUCGACAAUGAGAAGGAUGUCCUGCUCGAGUUCUAUGCUCCGUGGUGCGGUCACUGCAAGGCUCUGGCUCCCAAGUACGACGAGCUCGCCGCUCUGUACAGCGACGUUGCUGAGUUCAAGGAGAAGGUCACCAUUGCCAAAAUCGAUGCCACCGCCAACGAUGUGCCGGACUCCAUCACUGGGUUCCCGACCAUCAAGCUCUACCCGGCUGGUGAUAAGGGCGCCCCCGUCGAGUACGAGGGUUCGCGCAGCGUGGAGGACCUCGUCUCCUUCGUCAAGGAGAACGGCAAGUACAAGAUUGAUGGGUUGGCCGAGGGUACCAACAAGUCCGAGGACGGCGAUGCCAGCUCCGCGUCCUCUACCAAGGCCGCGGAGACCGAGGCUCCUUCGGACGAGAGCCACGAUGAACUGUAA
Molecule: messenger RNA, 1539 nt
Organism: Penicillium alfredii
Lineage: Eukaryota; Fungi; Ascomycota; Eurotiomycetes; Eurotiales; Aspergillaceae
Gene: pdiA
Product: protein disulfide isomerase PDI1
Exons: 4
Coding region: 1-1539 (512 amino acids)
Biological process (GO): protein folding; response to endoplasmic reticulum stress
Cellular component (GO): endoplasmic reticulum
Molecular function (GO): protein disulfide isomerase activity
Source: RefSeq, a predicted model, not a curated record